AUGACGUGUUCCUCAGGGUCUCUUUUAGGUCAACACAGAAGAGGAGAACAUACAUCAAGGCAUUUGAAGAACCUCACACAGUGCAUGAAUUCAGGUGAGGUCACAGUGGGAAAGUUGAAACGGUAUGUCAGUGAACUUUGUCCGUGGGGGCGGAGCCAGGAGUUGGGGGAGGAGAGGAGAGGACGACAUGUUGAGGAAACAAAACGUUCAGAGAAACCAAACCCACCUGACGUGGAAGCAGUAUUCUUGUUCAGGAGAAAAAUAACACCCAUUUCGGAAAAGAUUGUCUGGCAGAAAGGAACAACGACAAGGAUGGCCUCUGCUAACACCUCCUGGUCUGAAGAGAACUUUUCAUGUUCCAUCUGUCUGGAUGUGUUCAGCAGCCCAGUUUCCACACCAUGUGGACACAACUUCUGCAGAACCUGUAUUACUAAGUUCUGGGAUGGACAAGUCAAUUACAAAUGUCCCGUUUGCAACGCGCUUUUCAACACAAGACCUGAUUUACGGGUGAAUAUCCUCUUUUCAGAGAUGGUUGAUCGGUUUGGAACGUCCCUACGAGUAAAAGAGCAGCCUUGUGUUGAACCAGGAGAAGUUCCCUGCGACGUCUGUACUGGGACCCAGCUGAAGGCCGUGAAGUCCUGCCUAGUGUGUCUUAUCUCUUACUGCCAAACCCACCUGGAGCCACACCAUAGAGUCGCAGGCCUGAAGAAACAUCGGCUGGUCGAGCCUAUGGACCGUCUGGACGACAGGAUGUGUAAGAAACACGACCGACUUCUGGAGCUCUUCUGCCAGACUGAACAGGUGUGUGUGUGUCUGUUGUGCACAGAGACGGACCACAAGUCCCAUCCUGUUAUUCCUCUGAAGGAGGAAUAUGAAGAGAAGACGGCCCAGUUGGGGAAGAUAGAGGCUGAAGUUAAGCAGUUGAUCAAGGAGAGACAAAAAAAUAUUCAGGAGAUUAAAGACACAGUUAAACGCAUCAAAGCAGACGCAGACAGAGAGAUAGCUGAUGGUGUGCAGGUCCUCACUGCUCUGAUGCGCCGCAUUGAAAAGUGGCAGGAUGAUCUCAACCAAAUGGUUAAAGAGAAACUGAAAUCCACUGAGAAACAAGCUGAAGACUUCAUUAAAGAGCUGGAGCAGGAAAUAGAAGAUCUGACCAAUAGAAGCUCAGAGGUGAAGCAGCUCUCACACACUAAAGAACACCUCCACUUCCUCCAGGCCUUCAGAUCCCUGAAGGAUCCUCCACCCACCAGGGACUGGACCACGGUGGAGGUCCGUCCUCCGUCAUACGUAGGGACCUUGAGGAGAUCCCUGGAUCAGCUGGAGGAGACACUGAACAUGGAGAUGAAGAAGCUGAGUGAUGCUGAACUGAAGAGGGUCCAGCAGUAUGAAGUAGAUGUGACUCUGGAUCCUGAUACAGCUCAUCCCAAGCUCAUCCUGUCUGAGGAUGGGAAACAGGUACAUGAUGGAGGUGUAAAGAAGGAACUCCCAGACAACCCUAAGAAAUUUACACAGUGUAUAUCUGUACUCACAAGGCAGAGCUUCUCCUCAGGGAGAUUUUACUUUGAGGUCCAGGUUAAAGACAAGACUCUGUGGUCUUUAGGAGUGGCCAGAGAGUCCAUCGACAGAAAAGAUUGGACAGAUCGGACCCCUGAGACGGGUUACUGGACUCUUCUCUACUACAACGAUGUGUUGGUAUUUAGAGAUAACCCUGAUGUCCGUCUCCCUCUGAGAGCUGAGCUCCAGAAGGUGGGGGUGUUUGUUGAUUAUGAUGAGGGUCUGGUCUCCUUCUAUGAUGUGGAAGCCAGGGUGCAUCUCUACUCUGCUACUGGCUGCAUCUUCAGUGAGCCUCUCUAUCCAUUCCUCAGCCCAAGUCGCCAUGAUUACAGAGGUAACAACUCUGCCCCCCUGAUCAUCUCACCUGUCAAUCAAACAGACUAGGACCUUUCAUUGGUGAUAAAAUAAUGAAACGACCAAAACAACUAAUGUUGUUCCCUGAAUUAGAAUCUCUAUUGUAUGAGAUUUUCCACACUUCAUUUAACAAGGAGUAAUUCAUUAAGCCACUAACACUGUGUACUAUAAAGAAAUAUAACCCAUUAUAACCUAUAAGACUACAUUAUAAUGUUCAAUGUCUUUUAUCUGAAUGUUUUUUUAUAUUUUUAAUUAAUAAAAAAAAUGUAAUAAGAUAAUGUGAAACGUUGAUUUUGAUAACAUUAUCAUUAGUUGUUUUAACCAAAUAGUAAUAUUCCUUUAUUAUUUUUUAAUGACAACACAAUACAAUGUUUGUAAACUUUUGAGAUUUGAAUAAAAAUGUACUAAAAGUAGAA
Gadus macrocephalus (Pacific cod) is the source of this 2324-nucleotide messenger RNA. RefSeq names its product zinc finger protein RFP-like. The transcript is spliced from 2 exons. Bases 1 to 1938 code for a protein of 645 amino acids. The record is from RefSeq and is a predicted model, not a curated record. Gene Ontology annotation, molecular function: zinc ion binding; protein binding. NCBI's taxonomy places the organism in Eukaryota, Metazoa, Chordata, Actinopteri, Gadiformes, Gadidae.